AUGAAGAUUUAUAGCAUCCACGGUGGGGUUGAGUACAAAGUGUUGGAAUCCGAUUAUCACAAGUACUAUGUCAAGUGCAAGGAGUUUGGCAACGGGUGCACAUGGCUCAUUCGGGUUAGCCUCUGCCAGCGCAGAGGUAUUUGGGAGGUAAAACGAUACAAUAGUCUACAUACUUGCCUGGCCACAUCGAUAUCUAUUUAUCGCAAGAUACUUGAUUAUCAUGCCAUAUUGGCCUUCACACUGCCCAUGAUUAGAGCUGAUGCUGCUGUCUCGAUCAAGAUCAUGAUGCCAGGUAGUGUGCCAGUUUUCAGGACGUGUCCUGUGCAGGUUGGUAGGCAAGUGAAUGACUCAUCAGCUUAUUUCCAUCGGCAUUUCUGGACAUUCCCACCGUGUAUCGAGACCUUCCGUAAUUACAAGCCAUUGGUCAGUGUCGACGGGACCCACCUAUAUGGCAAAUACGAUGGUACACUGCUUGUCGCGAUUGCUCAGGGCAGAAACUCUAAUAUCAUUCCUAUUGCAUUCGCUCUUGUAGAAGGUGAGAAUGCAGAGUCGUGGUCAUUCUUUUUAUCUCACCUUCAACAGCAUAUAACACCUCAACCAGUUCUUUUAGUCAUAUCAGAUAGACACAACGGGAUAAAGGCUACAUUGGAGGCUUCUGAUGGUGGCUGGCUUCUGCCUAAUGCAUACCGGACGUUUUGUAUUCGUCACGUGGUGGCAAAUUUUGCCCUGAGUUUCAAGGACAACGAUGCACGGAUGUUUUUAGUGAAUGCUACUUAUGCCAAGACUGAGAUCGAGUUUCACUACUAG
Arachis stenosperma is the source of this 807-nucleotide messenger RNA. RefSeq lists its product as uncharacterized. The coding region runs from base 1 to 807 and encodes 268 amino acids. The transcript has 2 exons. Lineage: Eukaryota; Viridiplantae; Streptophyta; Magnoliopsida; Fabales; Fabaceae. The record is from RefSeq and is a predicted model, not a curated record.